Molecule: messenger RNA, 1119 nt
Organism: Penicillium psychrosexuale
Lineage: Eukaryota; Fungi; Ascomycota; Eurotiomycetes; Eurotiales; Aspergillaceae
Exons: 4
Coding region: 1-1119 (372 amino acids)
Biological process (GO): fatty acid catabolic process; acyl-CoA metabolic process
Cellular component (GO): peroxisomal matrix
Molecular function (GO): fatty acyl-CoA hydrolase activity
Source: RefSeq, a predicted model, not a curated record
AUGUCAAAACGCGUGACGCUUUUCGAUCCGCCCGCGCAGGAUCAUUCCAAAGCUCUUAUCGAGAAUGUACUCGAUCUGACGCCAGUGGCGGACCUCGGCCCAAGAACUCUCGGUCUAGGAUGUCUUCACCAAUACCCGCCCGCUAUGGCAUCCCCCGGAGCUCGAGGCAUCUACGGCGGUGCCGCGAUUGCGCAGUCCCUAUCAGCAGCCAUGCUGACCGUCCCCGCUGACUACGCCGUCCACAGCAUGCACUGCUACUUUGUGCUUGCCGGAGACUCCGAGAUCCCAAUUUUAUACCAUGUCGAACGGGUACGCGAUGGGAGGAGCUUUGUGACCCGAACCGUGCAGGCGCGGCAACGGGGGCGACCGAUCUUCACCACCACGCUGAGCUUCAGCCGGGUCGGCAGCGGUGGCAAGAAGACCGUUCACCACGCCGUACCGAAGCCAAACGUCCCAUUGCCAGAAGAGGCCGAGCCGGGCAGUUUGGAAGCCCUCAGCCAUGCGGGCAGCGGUCCGUUUGAAUCAAGGAAAGCGGGAAUUUUGAACCGCACAUCCCCAAACCCAGAAGAUAAGAAGGUCCGACGACACAUUCGCGCCCGCGGCGCAAUCUCCGAACAGGGUGGUUACCAGGCACACCUGUCGGCGCUGGCCUAUAUCACCGACAGCUAUUUCAUCGGUACCAUCUCCCUCGUUCACGAUAUUCCGCGAUUUUCCUCUCCGGCCGAACUCGAGAAGCUUUUGAACGCACUUAAGAACCCGUCUGAUCUCGACGAUGAGGAUAUCACGCGAGCUCUGAAGGAGUUGAAGGAAGAGGAGGCUGCGGAAUUGCGUCGUCGUUUGGAAGGGGCUUUGAACAGGGCCACGAAUGGCAUAAAGGAGGUAGAUCAUAAGGAGGUUGGAAUGAUGGUCAGCCUGGACCACUCAAUUUACUUCCACAAUCCCCGUGCAUUCCGUGCCGAUGAGUGGAUGUUGACGGAGAUGGAGAGUCCGUGGGCUGGCGAAGGACGAGGCUUGGCUAUUCAGCAGAUCUGGUCGAAGGAUGGACUGCUUAUUGCUACUUGCAUGCAAGAGGGUGUUGUGCGAUUAAAGCAAGACGACCCGCCAAAGUCGAAGAUUUAA